AUGACAUCCUCUACAACAUUUGAUAUUCAUUUAAUGACAGAAGACGAUUAUGACCAAGUAUUAUCUUUAUUAUUGAAUUCGUUCUUUCAGGAUGAACCAAUAACACGAUGCAUCCAAUUAACUGACACAUUAGAUUUUGCCAAAUCGAUCAUUCAAGGUUGUUUAAAAGACAAAUGUUCAUUUGUGGCAUGCCAUCCUCAAACCAAACAAAUCGCUGCUGUAUGUCUUAACGAGAUUAUCUACAAAAAUAAUAAUGAAGAGAAUAUUCAAUGGGGAGAAAAGAUUCGUUUUAUUUUUGAGAUCUUGUCUGCUGUGCACAAAAAGCGAAGUAUUUUCGAAGAAUUCAGUGCUGAUAAACUUUUACACAUAUACAUAAUCAGUGUUGAUCAAAGUGCGCGUGGCCACGGACUUGCAUCGAAAUUGAUAGGAAAAAGUAUUGAAUAUGGGAAAGAAUUACAAAUGAUCGGUGCGUAUGCCGAAGCAACGAAUCUUAUCUCGUUAAAAAGCUUCAAGCAACAAAAAUUUGAUGUUUUUGAUGAAUUGAUAUACGUUAACUACAAUCCUCAACGUUUGGCUGGUCUGAAAGGCGAAAUCUAUGAUCGUUGUUAUCUUGUUGCACGAAAGCUUUAA
Molecule: messenger RNA, 630 nt
Organism: Adineta ricciae
Lineage: Eukaryota; Metazoa; Rotifera; Eurotatoria; Adinetida; Adinetidae
Source: the annotation of a GenBank genome assembly